Molecule: messenger RNA, 1819 nt
Organism: Myodes glareolus (Bank vole)
Lineage: Eukaryota; Metazoa; Chordata; Mammalia; Rodentia; Cricetidae
Gene: B2m
Product: beta-2-microglobulin
Biological process (GO): immune response
Cellular component (GO): MHC class I protein complex
Source: RefSeq, a predicted model, not a curated record
UGGGGACUAUAAGAGUGCGCGCCCAGCACCGGGCGGCACCCAUUCGCUCCAGCUCAGCGCGCAGAAUGGCUCGCUCCGUGGUCGUGGUCUUUCUGAUGCUUGGCUCCCUAGCUUGCUUGGAUGCCAUCCAGCGUCCCCCACAAGUGCAAGUGUACACAAGGCACCCGGCAGAGAACGGGAAAUCAAACUUCCUGAACUGCUACGUGUCGCAGUUUCAUCCGCCCCAAAUUGAAAUAGAACUGCUGAAGAAUGGCAAGAAGAUAGAGAACAUCGAGCUGUCGGAUCUGUCCUUCAACAAGGACUGGUCUUUCUAUCUCCUGGCUCACACUGAGUUCGUACCCAAUGCGAACGACAAAUAUGCCUGCAGAGUUACACACACCACUCUGAAAGAACCCAAAGUCGUCAACUGGGAUCGAGACAUGUAAUCAAGCAUCAUGGAGAUCAGAAGAUGCUUCAUUUUGACCAGUUUAAUUCUAAAGUAUUUCUCAGUUUUUAAUAUGCUGUAUAAUGUAUGCACACAGCGGAGAAUAAUAACGACACAUUAUCUUUACAACUUACUUUGAAUUCUGCAUGUUUUCCAAAAAAACUGAAGACUAACAUCUUAGAUAUCUGAAAUAUAAAGCAUCAAUGAAUAUUUUGAUCAGAAAUAAACCAUUUUGAUAAUUUUAAAGAAAAAAUCUGCUAGUAAAUAUAAUUGAAAACAAUAGUUGAUCAUAUAUCAAACCUUUUGUACAUCUUAUUAGUUGGAUGCAAUUAUUCAUCCUUGGUCUAUCACAACAUAAAUCAGUUUUUAAAAAUCUAAGAAAUCUGAGAUGUUUUCCUUUUGGUAAACACACAGACCUGACUGAAGUCUGCCAUUGUGUUUAGCCAUCCUCUCCCCCAACCCCAUGGGUUACUUCCUCUUUAUUAUUUUUACUCGAAAAUAAAAGAGAGAGAAGAAAAAAAGGACGUUUGCUAGACAUUGUUAGAGUGUUACGUGGAGUGGUUUCUAGGUAACCCUAAAUGUCUGCUGGGUGCAUGUGGCUUUAUAUCCCCUGGAGAGCCAGUGAGUGUCUGAAGAGGGUCUCGCAGAAGCAGGUCCUGAACUUGGGGUCUAGAGGAAUAUAACUAAGAAAGGGCUCCAAAGCAAACCAAUAGGAGAGGUUGGUGACAGGGACCAGGAAGAAACUGAGGGGAGUAGGGAGUUCAGAAGUGCUGCUCUAAAGCGAAAUCCACACCUUAAAGUUUGUCUUGGCAAUGUGGACUAGCCUUUACUGGUUCUACAGGGCUACGUGAUAGGAUGAAAGCCCAGAUACCUUGGUGUGCAGGUACUGGCAUGCAGAAACCGAAGACUGGCUCUUACUGCCGGAUGUGGGCGGGGCAUCAGUGGCUACUGGUUUCCUGUGAAAUUCUGUUGGGCCUUCAGCACACUCAGUCUGAAAGUCACACUACCAGUUCAGUUUCUAAGGGCUAAUGUCAAAGUGGGAAGGCUAAUCAAUUUAGAACGAAGUUUGAAUCCUAAUACAACAAAAGUUCUAUGACAUUCUGAUACAGUUUAGCCGUAUCCCUUUGUGGCUGGCCCUUUAAGAGGUGGGGUCUAGUGGGAGGUCCUGUGGUGCUCCCAGAGGAUGGAGGUCUUUCUGAGCUCUGAAAAGACUGUUAGAAAGGCAGCAAACCUUCUGUCCCUUCUGCUGGUCUAACGUGUAAUCACUUGCUCACUCCUGAUGCAUUUUACCCAUUGCUAUUGGUAUGAGGAAGGAGGAACCUCUGGCAUAGAAUCUGUACUAAUCGUUUAAUUUUGAAAUUUCAAAACUAUAAGUUAAAUAAAUCUUAUUAAGUA